This is a messenger RNA of Paralichthys olivaceus (Japanese flounder), 791 nucleotides long. RefSeq names its product SLA class II histocompatibility antigen, DQ haplotype C beta chain-like. Gene Ontology annotation, cellular component: MHC class II protein complex; membrane. NCBI's taxonomy places the organism in Eukaryota, Metazoa, Chordata, Actinopteri, Pleuronectiformes, Paralichthyidae. Gene Ontology annotation, biological process: antigen processing and presentation; immune response. The record is from RefSeq and is a predicted model, not a curated record.
AUGCAUGUGCGAAGCCUCUCUUCACUGCUCGGCUUAUUCCUGUUGUUUCUAAGAGCUGAUGCUCUAUUCACAUUUGGUUUAAUUCGUUGCCAAGUUACAUCCACAAAUGAAUUUGUGUAUCUGGAACAAUACUACUUUAAUAAGAGGCUUAUUGGCCAGUACAACAGCUCCUUGGGAAAAUAUACCAGCUACGUUGAAUACACAAAGAACCUUGUAGACGAAAUUAACAACCCAUCUCUUUUGGAACGCAAGAAUAAGGAUUUGGAGAAAUGCAGAAGCCACAUAUCACUAUUGGAAGUCUUUUUAAAUCCAGUCAAGCCCUAUGUCAGACUGAGAUCAGCUAAGGCAGAGAGCGGCAGACACCCAAGCAUCCUCGUCUGCAGUGUGUACAACUUCUAUCCCAAACAAAUCCGAGUGACAUGGCUGAGGAACGGAGAGAAGGCGACAUCUAAUGUGAAGUCCACUGACGAGCUGGCCAACGGGAACUGGCUCUACCACGUCCAUUCCUAUCUGGAGUAUACGCCCAGACUGGGAGAGACAAUCACCUGUAUGGUGGAGCACGCCAGCUUUAAGCAUCCCAAACUUUACGACUGGGAACCCCUGUCUGAGUCCGAGAGGACAAAGAUCACUGCUGGGGCUGCAGGGAUGCUGCUGGGUAUUGUUGUUUUACUUGCUGGAGGGAUUUACUACAAGAGGAACACUACUGGUCGGGUGUUGGUGCCAUUGAGUUAAGAUUACAUCUGUCUGCUGAAAUAUUUGUAUCCAAACCAAAAUGGCACAGAGGCAACAAG